Molecule: messenger RNA, 147 nt
Organism: Acaulospora morrowiae
Lineage: Eukaryota; Fungi; Glomeromycota; Glomeromycetes; Diversisporales; Acaulosporaceae
Source: the annotation of a GenBank genome assembly
AUGGCUCAUGUUAAAGAAAAGGUGACGGGAUAUUGGCUUAAACAUAAUCGUGCUUACGAUGAAAUAGUUGUCAAAAUUAAUCCUGUCUCUCAAGGGGUUAUGCCUGCACAUAAUGAUAGAAGCAUGACACUGCUGCGUUUCAGAUAG